AUGUCUCAAGAAGAACCAACAUCAACAAUGCCUCUAACUGAGGAAAAUCUCUCAAAGAAUGUAGAAAUGUCAGAACCAAGUACACAGUCUAUAUAUAAACAAUAUCACCAUGCUAACUCAAACGAUUCAAUAGAGUCUUCCUAUUAGGAAAAUGAAGAGUUAAAAAAGAAAAUAUUAUAAGGAUUUGAUGAGAAAAAAGAUCAUGAGGAUAUGGUUUGCAAGCGUCUUUGCAAAGAGAACAAGCACUAAAACUUCAAUGACUACGAGAAGAUUCAAGAUCUUAACACUUAUGCCUCCAUGUUCCCAGUUCAUAAAGCAAGUAAGUUCGGAGGAAGAGUGAAUAGAUAAAUGAGUUCAAAGAUGCAGCAAAUCCAUAAUGAUUACUUUGACAAAGAAGGCUACACAGAUGAAGAUAUAGAACUUAAUGAUGGCAGCUUCGGAUUAAUAUCAUUCAGGUAACAUUUGAUAAGAAAAAUAAUUGUGAAUUUUAGUACAUUAUAAGUGACUGGAAAAAUUAGAGAGAGGCCAGAUGUAGAAGUUACUCCUGCUCUCGUCAGUUUAAAAAAGCUGGCUAAAUUAGUAUUUCUAUCCAAAGAACAGAUUGAAAAAGUCAUUAUCAGACACCUUUCCUUUAAUGGCGAAAAGAAGAGUUUGUUUCUAGAUAGAUCGAAAGUUAUUGAAAAUCUAAGAGAUGUUGAUAUCAAUCAUACCAAAAGAAAGUUUUCCCAGAUUAAGAGCAAACUCGUGAUUCCAUAAGCUAUGUUUGAGGAGGAUUUCACUGAAUCUGAUGAUCGUUAGAUGGAAGAAGAUGAUUUUGAAGAGUUUAAACAAUAGAUUGGUAAAAGCCAUUCAGGGAUUCACUCUCUGAAUCAAAAAUCAAAUUCUUACACCAUAGACAUCAUAAUUGAGUUCCCUAGAGCAGUUUUGACAUUCGAAGAAAAUGGUGUGUAAAAAACAUUCACAAAAAGCCUUAAUGCUGAGGAACUUACACUUCUAAUUAAAGAUAAAUUUGCUAACUGGAAAGAACUUUUGUUAGAUAUAUUUCAGAAGAAAUUAGACGAUAAAUAAUUCAGCUUAGUGCCAGGCUAGGAGAAUUUCUUUACGGUUCACAAAGACGACAUUGAGGAAAGACAGAACUGCUAUGAAAUUGAAAGAAGGCAAAACGAAAUGACUCAUACGAUAAACUUCAAGUUCAACCUAAGAUGGGACUUCGAUGAUCCAGCUCUAUUUACCUACUUCUGUAACUUUAAUGACCCAUAGUGCUCACUUCAGGUAAUGAGCUCACUCAAAAUUAUGAAAGUAGAUAUUCUUAAGCUGUUUGCUUAGGAAAGUAGUCUAUUCUACUAUGAUCCUAGCUCUAUUUGGUCAAUGUAAUAUGACUUCAAGAAAGGCCUUGAUAAAUUAGAGGGGGUAAAGGAUUCAGAUGAUUUGCUGGCUUCUACAGACAGAGUCGCGUAAAGAGACUUAAUUAGAAUUAAAAAUAAGUCAAAGUGGCUUAUUCUUGAAAUGCAGCAGCCUACUCUCACAGUAAUUAAAAACUUUGAAUCUGCUUUAUCAGCUGAUAUGUUUGGAGAUAAAUACGUAGAAGUUUCACCUAAGAAAUUCUUGGAUGAGUAGAAGAUUGAAUGGAGACUCAAGACUUAGAUUCUUGAUGAUUUCGCUUAAUCAUAAAUGCAAAACUGGGAAAUAAAGGCACUCAAAUAUCUUAAGAUUAAUAUUGGUCAAUUAAAUAUUGCUACAACCUAGCAGUAAUGA
Molecule: messenger RNA, 1755 nt
Organism: Stylonychia lemnae
Lineage: Eukaryota; Ciliophora; Spirotrichea; Sporadotrichida; Oxytrichidae
Source: the annotation of a GenBank genome assembly